AUGGAGUGCUCUGAUACCCAAGCGCUGCCUCUCUCACUUGAGCCUCCCGGACCUGGAGAGCAAAAAUGCCAACGUGCUUCAAUUCAAGCAUUGCGUGACCAUCGAAGGGAUAUCGCCCAGCAAGACGCUGAGGCGAAGGCGACGAAGGAGAGAGUAAAGAGAGAGAAAGAUGAGAGGCGAAAGCAGGAGCAAGCGGACCGACAGGCUACGAUUGCGGCGAAGAUCAUGGAAGGUAGGGCGCCUACGAGGCAUACAGGCAAGGAAGCACAAUUGGCGCUCGAGGACGAGUAUGCGAAAGUCGAUGGGAUCUUGGUGGCCAGGAUGAGGUUGCAGAAUCUGAGAGAUAUGUGGAAGGUGCUGCAGUUGAUGGGGUAUACGAGGUUGGCGUAUGUGGACUGA
Messenger RNA from Recurvomyces mirabilis, 399 nucleotides. RefSeq lists its product as uncharacterized. NCBI's taxonomy places the organism in Eukaryota, Fungi, Ascomycota, Dothideomycetes, Mycosphaerellales, Teratosphaeriaceae. Bases 1 to 399 code for a protein of 132 amino acids. The record is from RefSeq and is a predicted model, not a curated record. The transcript has 2 exons.